AUGUCGACUCCGCAGGGAAGUCUGCGCCAGCGCAACGUCCCUGGUUCUUCCAAGAAGAACGGGGGCCCUGCUGGCGUUGAGACGGAGCUCGAUAAACUCGCAAAGACCAUUAGACCAGCGUCCGGUACCAAUUCCGAGCUCAAUUACAAGAUCGCCUUUACGGUAAUCACCAUACUGGCAUUUGUGUCCAGAUUCUGGGGCAUCAGCCACCCGAACGAGGUGGUUUUCGACGAAGUCCAUUUUGGUAAAUUUGCCUCGUACUACCUCGAAAAGACGUACUUCUUCGAUGUGCACCCUCCCUUUGGGAAACUCCUUUUCGCCCUGAUGGGAUGGCUUGUCGGAUACGAUGGACACUUCCACUUCGAAAACAUCGGCGAUUCAUACAUAGCGAACAAGGUCCCCUACGUGGCGUACCGAGCCUUGCCCGCCCUCCUCGGUUCCCUGACAGUUUCGGUUACCUUCCUCAUCAUGUGGGAGUCUGCCUACACUCUGCCAGCAUGCAUUGUCGCCGCAGGUCUCGUUCUGAUGGACAACGCCCACAUUGGACAGACUCGGCUAAUUCUAUUGGAUGCAACUCUGGUCUUUGCCAUGGCAUGCAGUCUGCUUUGCUACAUCAAGUUCUACAAGUUGAGGCACGAGGCUUUCAGUCGCAAGUGGUGGAAGUGGCUGAUCCUUACCGGAUUUGCCCUCUCCUGCGACAUCUCCACCAAGUACGUCGGACUCUUCGCCUUCAUCACCGUCGGAUCCGCCGUCAUCAUUGAUCUAUGGGAUCUCUUUGACAUCAAGCGGCCCGGCGGUUCUUUGAACCUGCGAGACUUUGGAUACCACUUCGGUGCCCGAGCCGUUGGUCUGAUUGUCGUGCCGUUUCUCUUCUACCUAUUCUGGUUCCAGGUCCACUUCGCCAUUCUGACUCGAUCCGGACCUGGUGAUGAUUUCAUGACCCCCGAGUUCCAGGAAACUCUGUCUGACAACGUCAUGCUGGCAAACGCUGUGAACAUCGAGUAUUACGACACCAUUACGAUUCGUCACAAGGAGACCAAAGCCUAUCUCCACAGUCACGAGGCAAAGUAUCCUCUGCGGUAUGACGAUGGCCGAGUUUCCAGUCAGGGCCAGCAAGUGACGGGUUAUCCAUACAACGACACCAACAACUAUUGGCAGAUUCUUCCAGCCAACGAUGACAACCAAAUGGGUCGUCACGUUAAGAAUCAUGAACUUGUCAGGCUUCGUCACCUGGUAACUGACUCCAUCCUCCUGUCCCACGACGUUGCUUCCCCCUACUUCCCUACGAACCAGGAAUUCACCACCGUCCCUGUGAUCGAUGCCCUCGGCAGUCGUGCCGAAGACACCCUUUUCGAGGUCCGCAUUGAGCACGGCAAGGCGAAUCAGGACUUCAAGAGUAUAUCCAGCCAUUUCAAGUUUAUCCACAACCCCAGCAAAGUCGCAAUGUGGACUCACACCAAGCCAUUGCCUGAAUGGGGAUCCAAGCAGCAGGAGAUCAACGGCAACAAGGCGAUCGCUCCUAGCUCCAAUGUCUGGAUCGUAGAAGAUGUCCCCUCUUUGCCGGAGGAUUCACCACGUCGAGUCAAGGAAGAGCGUCAAGUCAAGAAGCUGUCUUUCUUAAGGAAGUAUUUCGAGCUGCAACGUUCGAUGUUUUGGCACAACAACCAGUUGACUAGCAGUCAUCCAUAUGCCAGUCAGCCCUACCAGUGGCCAUUCCUACUUAGGGGUGUUAGCUUCUGGACUCAGAACGACACUCGUGAGCAGAUUUACUUCCUCGGCAACCCGAUCGGUUGGUGGAUUGCCAGCAGUCUCAUUGCGGUCUAUGUUGGUAUCAUUGGCGCUGACCAGAUCUCACUUCGUCGCGGCGUCGAUGCGCUGGAUCAUCGUACCCGCUCGCGUCUUUACAACUCCACAGGAUUCUUCUUCCUGGCAUGGGCCACGCAUUACUUCCCCUUUUAUCUGAUGGGUCGUCAGCUGUUCUUGCACCACUAUCUUCCAGCCCAUCUUGCGUCCUGCUUGAUAGUUGGUGCCUUGCUUGAGUUCGUCUUCAAUGCAGAGCCAUCUGCCGAAGAACCGAGCUACCAAGAGAUCAAGGCUGGCAAGGCACAAACUUCCGGCCCUCAGCGACAUGUCACUGCCAGGGAGAGAUUUGCAGGACAAAGCAUGCUUCCGGCUUGGAUUGCCGCCGGUGUGAUCCUGUUACUGGCAUUUGGAGGCUGGUACUUCUUCCUACCGCUCACGUACGGCUACCCAGGCCUGAGUGUCGACGAGGUCCUUAGACGAAAGUGGCUAGGAUACGAUCUUCAUUUCGCCAAAUAG
This is a messenger RNA of Anthostomella pinea, 2319 nucleotides long. NCBI's taxonomy places the organism in Eukaryota, Fungi, Ascomycota, Sordariomycetes, Xylariales, Xylariaceae. The record is from the annotation of a GenBank genome assembly.